AUGCCGCCCCCCGCCAAGGCGGCGCAGGCGCUUGCGUUAGGAGGGCCGGACGAACGGCCAUUCUCGGGAACAGCCAGAGAACUACAUUUCCCGAGAGGCCUUGCGCCGCGCAUGCGUCGUCUAGACCCAGGAAACCCGCCCACCUGGUCCUUGCUCCCUAUUGGCCGGAUUAAAGGGGACUCGCCUUCGGGAUUGAGCCAAGGCAGCAUGUACAAGUUGGACCUGCCUGUUGACCCCAAAGAGACUGCAGCCAUCGAGCGCAGGAAGAACGCAGAGGCCCAGCGCCAGAGCCGCAUUUUCAAUGCCAGGCACAGAACCAUCGGGGUGGAUAUCCCGUUCCUGGAUCAGCAAGUCCUGGAUAAGAAGACAAGAGAAGACAGGGAACGUCUGCGGGACAACGCUUACGAUACAGACAGUCUCCGUUAUGACAAGGCAGCCCAGCUCCUUGAGGCACAGGAACAGGAGAGGGUCCGCCAGCUGAACAAGGAGGUGGAAGAGUUCCGCUCCCGGUACCAGAGGCCAGAGGACCAGCGGGAGUUCGACCUGUGGGACCCGCAGCAGCUGAAGAAGGACAAGCCAGCCCGGGUCAGCGAUGAUGACCCCCGCUGCGGACCCUCCAGCUUGCAGAAGUUCGAGGGUGAGGACCUCAACGAGAAGGCCCGCAGGAAGCUGCAGCAGCAGGAAGCACGCAAGUGGCUGACAGCACAGAAACUGGAGAGGCAGAGGCUGGAACGUGACCAGAAGUUCGCCGAUGACCUGUACCACAAGAAGGAGAUGGAACUAGACCAGAGAGCCACGGAGCUUGCCCAGAUGGAGGAAGAGGCACGCAGAGCCCUCGCUGCUGCCACCCUCAACUACAACAUGGCGCUGGCAGCUGAGCAGGCAGCAGUGAGGGAGGUGGAGGCUCAGCGAGAGAUGGAUGAGAAGUUUGCCGAGAUGGGGAACCACGUGUAUGGGGACAUCCUGACGGAGAACCCCGAGGUGGCUGUCAGCGCCUUCGGCCCCCACCGCGUGGUGACAGACCGGUGGAAAGGGAUGAGCCCACAGCAACUGGAGGAGAUCCGCCGACAACAGAAGCAGCAGAUCGAGGAGAAUAAGAAGCUGAGGAUGAGAGAGGCGCAGAUCGACGCUGAGUGGGACCAGCAGCGGACACUGGCAGCACGGGCAGCCAUGGCAUUGGAGCAGCAGGAAGAGGAGGGGGCCAAGCGACUGAGACAGGAGCUGGACAGAUACAACAAUCAGCUGGCCAAGGAGCAACUUGCACAUCAAGUCUACCUGGACGAGGAGGUUUACACAAACCCGCCCACUGCUCAGUACUUCCUGCAGUUUAACACAUCCAGCCGUUGAUAAGACAACGCAGCAUCGCACUGCAGGUAGCGGUGAUGCCAUGAUGGGAUACUGGCGCUGACA
Hemiscyllium ocellatum (epaulette shark) is the source of this 1410-nucleotide messenger RNA. RefSeq names its product RIB43A-like with coiled-coils protein 1. The record is from RefSeq and is a predicted model, not a curated record. The coding region runs from base 1 to 1347 and encodes 448 amino acids. The transcript has 8 exons. Lineage: Eukaryota; Metazoa; Chordata; Chondrichthyes; Orectolobiformes; Hemiscylliidae.